AUGUAUAUAGGACGUCACUUCCCGUUUGUUGCGGUCGCACGUAUAGAGUUUGAGCUCCGUGAGGACACGUUCGAGCUGCACUCGUUGCAGCUCGAGCUGGAGGCCGUGGAGAAGCAGAUUCAGGAGCUGUUGGUGCGGCAGACGGAGCUGAGAGAGCGGAGGGCCGCUCUGGAGUCCUCCCGGGUGAGUAACGUUAUACAGCGCGAUACUAACACUCUGACCACCUCUACUCCGUGUGCUUCUCUGCACAGGUCCCGUGCACCCUGGACGCGAUCUUCCCAGAUGUCCUUCACUCCGGCGCCGGGACACCACGGACCCUGGGUGCAGCAGCAGCGGAAGACGCGAGCCAGGCCCCGGCCGAGGACCUCGCCCCCUCCGCCGCCUCCGGUCUUCGAGAUCUCCACCCGGAACCGCUUCGCUCCCCUUCGCGAGACGGAACGCGACGCUGUGAUCGUCGGAGACUCCAUUGUCCGGUACGUACGUGCUACUUUAGCUAAAGGUAAAGUCCACACCCACUGUUUUCCUGGUGCUCGCGUUCUCGAUGUUUCUGCGCAGAUACCCGCAAUCCUGAAGGACGGCGAGAGCGUCGGCGCGAUCGUUCUGCACGCGGGGGUGAACGACACCAGGCUGCGGCAGACGGAGGUUCUGAAGAGGGACUUCAGCAGCCUGAUCGAGACGGUUCGCAGCACGUCGCCCGCGACGAGGAUCAUCGUGUCAGGACCGCUUCCCACGUAUCGACGUGGGCACGAAAAGUUCAGUAGACUUCUUGCUCUAAAUGAAUGGUUACUGACAUGGUGUAAAGAACAGAAACUGCUCUUUGUUAAUAAUUGGAAUCUUUUCUGGGAGCGUCCUAGGCUUUUCCGUGCUGAUGGCCUGCACCCCAGCAGAGUCGGAGCGGAGCUGCUGUCGGACAACAUCUCCAGGACGCUACGCUCCAUUUGACUAGUAAGUACAUCCUCAAAUGAUUGCUACGACGGCUUUUGUUCUGAACGCUUAAAUGAGAGUACUUGCACUGUCCAAUCUAUAAAGACUGUGUCUGUUCCUCGAAUAGUGAGAUCAAAACAUAAAUUUAAUGCAGGAUCUAGAAAAAAUCUGAUCGUAAUUAAACCAGAAAAAAGCAAAAUACACGAACAGAAACCAUUUUUAAAGCUUGGGCUGCUAAACAUUAGAUCACUUGCACCGAAAGCAGUUAUUGUGAAUGAAAUGAUCACAGAUAAUAGUUUUGAUGUACUCUGCUUAACCGAAACCUGGCUAAAACCUAAUGAUUAUAUUGGUCUAAAUGGAUCCACUCCACCAAACUACUAUUAUAAACAUGAGCCCCGUCAGAGUGGUCGUGGUGGUGGUGUUGCAACAAUAUAUAGUGAUAUUCUCAGUGUUACUCAGAAAACAGGAUACAGGUUUAAUUCAUUUGAAAUACUUUUGCUUAAUGUUACUCUGCCAGAUAUGCAAAAGAAAUCUCUCCUAUCUCUUGUUU
Molecule: messenger RNA, 1474 nt
Organism: Labeo rohita (rohu)
Lineage: Eukaryota; Metazoa; Chordata; Actinopteri; Cypriniformes; Cyprinidae
Exons: 2
Coding region: 1-942 (313 amino acids)
Source: RefSeq, a predicted model, not a curated record